CACCGUCCAAAUCGGAAAUCAAUAUCUUGUAAAAUCAAAAGGAAAUGUGGAGAUCGGUGCAUACGUCCCGUGUGGUUCUUCGACGAGGGCCGCUGACGGAAUCGCUGUUCGCGACGACGACGGCACCGAUGUCUAGAGAAGGCCUCUGUUUGCGAGCCAUUUCGAGCUCUGAUGUUAGAUCCAAGCGUUGCUCGUUCGCUGGAAGAACGAGGAAUCGCUCGAUGUUGCGAUCGCUCUCGUCUUCCGCGAACGGAGGAAGCGGCAAACGAGACGACGACAACGACGAAGGGGAGGAAUGGAUCCCACCCAUAGGGGGCGGAGCAGAUUCUGAUUCCAAUUCCAAAUCCAGCGAUUCUCGGUCGAUGCUGGCCAACAGCGAGCGCAUCGAAACUAUCCUGGACGUCGCUCGCCAAGUCAAAGAGCAGGAGCGAUUGGAUCGGGCCAUCCAGGAAACCGAAGAAGAGGCCGAGGCCCUCCUGCAGCUGACGGAGGAAGAGCAAAGGACCCUGUCGGACGAGGAGAUCCUGGAGCGCCUCGACGCCGUUCUAAAGCGCGAGGAAGAGCUGGAGGAAGAACUCGUGCGGAGGGAACUGGAACGCGAAGAAGCGCGGACCCAGCGGGAGGGAGUUCCAUCUGAGCAGCAGCAGCAACAACAACAACAGCAAGGAACGCCCGACUGGCUUCAGGCCCGGCGGGCCCGGCAGGGGAGCGGGGGGCAGAACUCAUCAGCUGGGGCCCCGGUGGUGGUCCCCGUGAUCCRCCACACACCGCUGACUGCGGACGAGAUCCAGCGGCUUCUGGAAGCCCACGGAGGGACCAACAUCGCCGUCGUGCCCGACGAUCCCGAGGCGCCGCGGAUGGGAGGUGCGGACGGGAUGGUCUUUUGCACCGCCGGUGGAAGCACCAGCGGAAGCGGAAGCUUUGUCGACAGCCGCACCACCCCCUACAUGAUAUCCWCCCUGGCCCGUGUCCUGAUCGACCACAUGAAGGACCGGGGCCUCGACGAGGACGGGACCGCCCCUGGGGCCAAGCGGAACACCAAGAACCGGUCGGCCACGGCGGCUGCGCCGUACGGAAGCAGCGCGUCGGCCACCGAGUCGUGGAACAUCGUUGACUGCGGAAACUACGUCGUCCACAUCCUGGAGGARUCCACCCGGAGAGACCUGCGACUCGAGGAACUCUGGUCGGGUUUCGAUCCGCUGUGGAGACUGGACAUCCUGGACGAGGAGGCCGUCGAAGAGUACUGCCAGCACAACCCGGUGCCAGAAGGAUACGACGGCACAACCGGGGCCCGGGGGAGCGUGCACGAAUACGACGGCGGCAACGAAUCGCCCGCAUUCGAUGAUGUGGUCCUGAAGCGGCUCGAGCGGAACCAGUUCGGCUUUACGAGGCGCCACAAGCCCGUGGUUCCACAGGCCAUCAAGAACAAGAACCGGAGGGCGGGCCGGAAGCACCGCCGGCAGCAAAAGGARCGGGCCUACUUUGGAGACGAAUAAGGGCCUGUGAUUUGCCAGCAAGCUGGGCAACAAAUUGUUCCGGCGUUUGGGUCACCAUACGGCAAUGAAAAAAAAACACAAGAGCGGUCAAUAUCAAGGAAGAAAAGGCGCAGAAGAGCAAACCACAUUGUAGAUGCCWACAAAGUGUGCUUCGGACGACUGGUGUUUACAACGAAUGU
Pseudo-nitzschia multistriata is the source of this 1675-nucleotide messenger RNA. The record is from the annotation of a GenBank genome assembly. Lineage: Eukaryota; Bacillariophyta; Bacillariophyceae; Bacillariales; Bacillariaceae.